AUGUCGCAUUACGAAAGCAGCCAGCUUGCUCAGUUGCAGCAGCGAGUCCAAGCGCUUCUCGAAAACAAAGACAGGGUGAUUGUCGCAGUGGCUGGAGUCCCAGGAGCAGGCAAGUCGACGCUUGUGGAGCGAAUGGUUGAAGUUUUAACUUCGUGCGGAGUGGAGACUAGGGUGCUUCCGCAGGACGGGUACCACUUUUACCGUGAGCAAUUGGCGCGAUUCGAUAACCCAGACGAGGCCUUCAGGCGGCGCGGAGCGCCCUUCACCUUUGACGGCGCCAGGUUUGUUGCCAGUGUGAAGCGAGUCAAGGCUGGCGAAACCGUCUGGGCGCCGCUGUUUGACCAUGCUAAGAAAGACCCUGUAGAGAAUGAUAUUUGUAUUGAGCCGCUGGCAAAGGUUGUGUUUGUGGAGGGCAACUACGUGGGGUUGAAGGACGAGCCAUGGCUGGAGUUGGCUUCUGUGGUGGAUGAGCUCUGGGUGGUUCAGACGGCGCCAGAGAUAGUGAGGGAGAGGAUUGUGCAGAGGCACUUGAAGGCAGGGAUUGCGAAGAACUUGGAGGAGGCCGCGGAGAGGGCAGAUGGCAGCGACUGGCAGAAUGCUUUGUAUGUGAUGGGCCAUACCAGAGAGGCCAAUGCCACCGUGCUGAUGGAUAAUUAG
Candidozyma haemuli is the source of this 657-nucleotide messenger RNA. RefSeq lists its product as uncharacterized. Gene Ontology annotation, molecular function: ATP binding; kinase activity. The record is from RefSeq and is a predicted model, not a curated record. The transcript has a single exon. Lineage: Eukaryota; Fungi; Ascomycota; Pichiomycetes; Serinales; Metschnikowiaceae. Gene Ontology annotation, cellular component: cytoplasm. Bases 1 to 657 code for a protein of 218 amino acids.